Molecule: messenger RNA, 3109 nt
Organism: Globicephala melas (long-finned pilot whale)
Lineage: Eukaryota; Metazoa; Chordata; Mammalia; Artiodactyla; Delphinidae
Source: RefSeq, a predicted model, not a curated record
CUCCCGGCAACACAACCCCAAAAGGUCCCCCUUUGCUCUCUUUCAACAUGGCGGCCCACGCACGCGCCGACAUACCGUCCAGGCCGAAUUCCCUCGUCCUUCUCGCCAGGGUGUGCCCUACUCCCACCAAACCGCUCCCGCUCACCUCAGCAAGGAUCGGGCUUCCUUUCCCACGGGGCCAGGUGCCGAGCUCGAAGCGACGGAAGAUUCUUCCUCCUUGACUGACAGGACCUUUACAUCGGAAGUAGCAGAUUCGUCACGGGCCCUGUUUCCGUUUUUGCUUUUAUUUUAACAAAUUUAAUCACAUGCCUUGAGCAUCGACUGCAUAUCGUCUCCGAAGAGAAUGAACUUUCUGUUUCUGUAAAAAUUUUCACGAAGACAGAAACUGCUAAAUUGAACAAAAGUUGAAAGACGAUCGAAUGUGCAGCUAGUUGUCUGGGAGCCGCUGGAUUUCUCUCCGUAGCAAGGAGGUGUUUCAGCGCGAUGCGAGUUUUGGUUCUUAGGCUCGCUUUGAGAAUUUGAUUAAUAUUGUGGGAUUUUUUUACUCAGAAAAUGCGUGUGCCGGUUCACAAGGAAACUUUGUCAAAAUAUUCGGGUAGAUUACGACUUGUGGUACAACUUGAAAUGGCUUGAGACAGUUGUGCUUUUCAUGAUGAGUCUCGUGAUUUCUUCAGCCACUCAUUUUCUGAUUAAUUCUUACAAGUGGGUCAUUUCUGCGAACAGCUGAUCUCAUUUUGAUUCCAGUCCUAUUCUUAGAAGCUUCACUGUGGAGAAAAUCUGGUACACCUACCACGAAGAAAACUGCCAAUACGUUCCUGGGAAAGACAAGCUCCAUUGCUGGAUUGUCUGCCUAUGACUAUUACAAACCCUGAAUUAAAUCUAAAAUAACCCGUUUUGUAAUCCACACUGCUAAUAUUCUCAGUCAUGCCCUGUGUAGCUGCAGAAUGUUUUCUAAUUUCGAAGCGGUGAUUUUUGUCUUAUCUAUUACUCCUCCCUUCCCAACCCAACUGUCAAGCGCCUGGCACACAAGCUUAGUGUUUGUUGGAGGGAAGAAUCCAGAAUACCCGCUAAUAUUUUUUGAGCCUUUCCUAAGCGCUUUUUGUCACAGUCAUUGUCUCAUGAUCUCAUAUAUUCCUCACAACGACCCUACUCCGUAGGUACGGUUAUUUACCCAGGAGUAAAGUGAGGCUCGGAGGACUUAAGUAACUUGCAAAGGCCACACGCUGGUCAAGUGGAGGAACCCAGGAUAGAGCCAGGUGCACAGCGCAGGGAAUCUCCAUUUAACUGAGGGUCAGAUGCCGCCGGUCCCGGUGACCAUAGGCCUGGAAGCUCUGCGCAACACGGACCACUAGACUCCCGCGCGCUGCCACCAACUGCUGUUUUCUGCUUUGCCGCACGCUUCAGGAAAUAUUCUCAGAGACCGGAUCUGCCUCCCCUACCAUGCAAAUUCUAUGGUUGGAACACCUGAGUGCAGAAAGGGAAGAGUUGUGUGCUUUUUAGCCUCCUUCCCAGAAUGCGGUGGAAACUCCGCCCCUGUCUCCGUGGACACCCUGCUUCUGCGGUGGCUGUCACCAAGGGCGGAGCUGGGGUCGCUGCCCCUCCCCGUCUGCAACAGCUCUCGGUCUGGGAGCGAUCACUGUCACCCCUUAACCUCUCUGUUCCUCUUCGCGGCGGCCCUCCCUUUCCCUUGUCCUUUCGUGCCCCAACCACAACCUGGAGGCCGCACUCCAGCACGGGCCUCCGCUGGGACGGUGCACCGGGAGUCCUGGCCUGAGAUCUGCCCUGCGUGGCCUCCUCCUACAGCCCCUCUCCGGGCCCACCCCUCGGCUGCGCUGAUUGGCUGCGCCUGCCCCGCCCUGAACAGGCAGGGUCCACUGACCCGCGGAAAGUUUUCCGUGCCGGGAGGAAGCUGGACAUUCGGAGACUCCGAGAAAGCAGCAGCUCCGGAGGCUGCAGGGGUCUGGGCGGCCAUGGAGGAGCCCCCUUUGCGAGAGGAGGAAGAGGAGGAGGGGGACGAGGCUGGGCCCGAGGGGGCCCUGGGCAAGAGCCCCUUCCAGCUGACCGCUGAGGACGUAUAUGACAUCUCCUACGUGAUGGGCCGCGAGCUGAUGGCCCUGGGCAGCGACCCCCGGGUGACACAGCUGCAGUUCAAGAUCGUCCGCGUCCUGGAGAUGCUGGAGGCGCUGGUCAAUGAGGGCAGCCUGACGGUGGAGGAGCUAAGAAUGGAGCGGGACAACCUCCGGAAGGAGGUGGAGGGGCUGCGGAGAGAGAGCUCGGCGGCCGGCAGGGAGGUGAACCUGGGACCAGACAAAAUGGUGGUUGACCUGACAGAUCCCAACCGACCACGCUUUACUCUACAGGAGCUGAGAGACGUGCUGCAGGAGCGCAACAAACUCAAGUCGCAGCUGCUGGUGGUGCAGGAAGAGCUGCAGUGCUAUAAGAGGAAGCAUGGCUGCUGGCAAUCAGCAAGUGAGAGAGAAUAGCCUUCUUCCAACUUCUGUACAUCAAAUCCAGGGAAGUACUCUGGCCCUCUUUGGGUCACCUGACCUAAAUAUCUUAUUGAUCAAUAUCAAUCUAGGUCUUAUCACCAUCUGACUUACUAUAUAUUUUUAAAUUUUACUUAUUUAUUUGUUUCUUGACUGUUUCCUUUCCCAAUGGGAUAUAAAUUGCAUGAGAGAAGGUAUUUUAUCUAUUUUGUUAAUUGCUAUAUCUAUAUACAUUGGUACAAUUUGUAGCUUAAUAAUAUUUGUUGAACGAAUGAAUGAAUUCCAUUUAUUAUCUCGCUUAAUCCCUCAAUCCUAGGAAUUAGGUACUUUCAUUAUCCUUAUUUUACUAAUUAGGAAAUCAAGGGUUAAGUUAAAGGAUUUAUACAUUGUUAUAUUUCUAGCAAUUGGAGAAGCUUAAAGUACCAGCCAAUGGAAUUAGCCAAGGGAAAGAAAGAAGAGGUGUCAACAGUGGAAAGGUGGAAGGAAGAUUCUAAUCAUCUGAGUCAGAAUGUCUAACUGUAGCAUUUCAAUGAUAAUAUUAUUAAUAUAAUAAUAAUUAUUAAGCACCUUCACUUUCAGAGCUGCACAGAUAAGAGAUCUACAAUAAAACAACCCACUUAUUU